Molecule: messenger RNA, 920 nt
Organism: Linum trigynum
Lineage: Eukaryota; Viridiplantae; Streptophyta; Magnoliopsida; Malpighiales; Linaceae
Source: the annotation of a GenBank genome assembly
AAAAUCAUCCACCAUUGUUCUAGCACUUAACACAUCUCUCUUUCUCCACCCAAAAAACCAUGUCCGACAACAACAAAUCCAAAAGGCCAUGUUUUGGCCCUCCUUCCUCCGGCGCUUCAUCGAGUGAACGGGCUAUCGUACCUGCACCCUCGUCCGAACAGUUAUCCCUAAUCUGUCACUCCUGCGAGGCGGUUUUCACAACCAUUCAAACCCUCAUCGACCACGUCAACACCCAUUCUCCUCACCACUGCCGCCACCUCGCCGCCUCCGUCCCCAACCUGAGAAAGCGCAAAGCGGCCGAUGACGGCGCCACGUCAUCAUUUUUGUCGCCGCCGCUACUACAACCACCACCACCGCCUUCUGCCGGGCGCGGGCAGACCCCGGCUUCCCACCGCAUCAGCCGCUCCAUCCACUCUUUCGCGCUCUCCCCGCCUUCCUCCGGUCGUCUUUCCACCCAAACCGCUGGUCUGAUCCAGCGUUGCUACAACUAUUACGUGGCUUCUAAUUCGUCCUUGUCACGCUUUGAUCAACCGACGUCGUCUUCGUCAUCGUCACCAACCCCAUAUCAUACUAUCAAUGAUUUCAAGUCUGCUUACCAACGGGGAGGAUUGAUUAGGACAUUGGAAGAGCGAAUUCGGGCGCCUUAUACGAGGCCGUUUCUGCAGCGGAUGGAAGGUAGGCCGUGGCGGCAGGCGGGAGUGGUGGUGGUGGACGUGGAGAAGGAAGACGAGAGGGACGAUUUGGACCUCACCUUGAAGCUUUGAAUAUUGGUCUUUGUGGUUUGAUUAUUGUUUCAGUCGUAACAUAGUUUGUGAUUUAAUUUUCCCAUUGAGAGAAGACAUAGUGAUGCUUUCAUUACUUUGUAAGCUUUGUUUUUCAAUUGUAUUUUCAAUGCAUAAUAAUAAAUAUUAUCUCCAUUU